GCUCGUAUGUUCCCGAUCAAUUGAUUGGUCUUGGUAAUAUCAAUAUCCCGAUCCGUAAGCAACGGAGCAAGGUCCUUGACGCUCUGCCUUUCCCGCUUCUCUUUUUCAGGAUGGCUCCUUCUCUCACGAAGGAUUGCAUGCACCCACGAGCUGGAGCUGUCAAAGGGCGCAGCAGUCGCGUUUUCAGGCAGAGAUGACCUUGUGUAUCUUCCACGAGGCUUGUCUGCGCCACUUUCGAGGACCAUUUUCUUAAGCAUGCAUUAAACAGUGCUCCCACUGCUUCCAAGCACUCGUUCCGCCGUGAACCCCAUUCUCUACACAGAACAUCAACAUACCAUAAGAUCACUUAGCCAUAAAUGGCUGGCUUUACCUGGAUCCGGCUACAUCUCAAUCCAUGGGCAAAUGUGUCAAAAUUCGAAGAUGUAUCGCCUACCGACAGACGACAGUACAUUCUUGACAGUCUCGAACACUCAAGACGAAGAGAAUGGCUGUGGGUUGUCGUUGUUGCUGGAGUCGGGUUCUUGACUGAUGCGUACAACAUCUUCUCCAUCAAUCUUGUCAUGCCUAUGAUAGGACAUAUCUACUAUUCAAACAAUAUCGUACCUCGCGAGUACCAAGUAGCCAUCAACGUCGCGACUCUGGGAGGAAGUAUACUAGGUCAACUAGGUUUCGGCAUUGCAGGAGACUGGUUGGGUCGAAGGAAGGCGUAUGGUCUUGAACUCAUCAUCACAGUAGCUGCAGCUCUAGGCUCUGCUAUGGCCUCCAACGGCAUGAAUGGAUCUAUGUCAUUGAUCGGAUGGCUUAUCUUCUGGCGCCUUAUCAUGGGCAUCGGCAUCGGUGCUGACUACCCGCUGAGUGCUAUUUUAUGCUCAGAAAUGGCUCCUACUAGGCUUCGUGGCAGAAUGUUGACAGCAGUCUUCAUGUGCCAACCUCUGGGACAGCUUCUCGCGACAUUGGUCCCGUUGAUCGCAAUUUAUGCUGCGCGCGAACAUCUUCCGCAGACGACAGCAGAGACUUGCGAUGCUCAUUGCUUGAAGACCCUUGAUAUCAUUUGGCGUCUGGUUCUGGGACUUGGGGCCGUACCUGCCGCAGCCUCGCUCUGGUUCCGCCUCACCAUUAUUGAAAGUCCGAGAUAUACCGUUGAUAUCGUGCGAGACGAUCAUCAAGCAGCUAUCGAUGUCAAUCGCUACUUUUACUCCGGCGACCAUAUCUCGACAAGAAGCUUCGAUCCAUCUCAGCACGACCAUGACGAUGAGAUUCACGUGGAAGGCACAAAUGAAUCGAUUCAUCCUAUGUCUAUCAUGGAGCCAGACGAAGUAUCUCGACCGCCUCAGGCCUCUUGGUCAGAUAUCGUAGACUACUUCUGGCAUCAAGGAAACUAUCGCACCCUGGUUGCUACCUCACUAACUUGGCUGUCGCUCGAUCUCGCGUUCUACGGGCUAGGGAUGAAUGACUACACAACUCUCGAACUUAUAUGGAGCAACAAUCUCACUCAAACGGAACCAUUGUAUCAAGCUCUUCUAGCCAACGCUUGGCAAAGCCUUUUGAUCGUGUCUCUAGGAGCAAUCAUCGGCAACAUCCUCACCAUGAUCUCGAUCAAUCGCUUAGGCCGACGCAUGAUCCAAAUUAAUGGUUUCUUCUGGCUUUUCGUCUUGUUCCUUGUAAUCGGUACAAGUUAUCGCAAGUUGAUGGAUACGCAAAGGUCUUCGGUAUUGGUGGUGUUGUAUAUCUUGACACAAAUCUUUUUCAACUUUGGACCCAACACUACAACCUACAUCAUUCCUGCAGAAGUAUUUCCAACCCGCUACAGAUGCACUGCCCACGGUAUCAGUGCUGCUUUCGGCAAACUCGGAGCCGUGCUGUCGCAAUGCAUUUUGGGCUGGAUCACAGGCAGUAUCAAGGAUAACAAGACAUAUCUGCUCGUGUUCUCGGCAUUCAUGCUCGUAGGGCUUGUGAUGACGGUCUAUUGGAUCCCGCACUCGCGUGACAAGAAUGGGCAAACUUUGACGCUUGAGGAAUUAGCUAGAGGUCGUGCUGCCAAGUCGGAGUAGAGAAGACAUGGGACUAACGUGCUUGUUUUUGUGAUGUUUCUUCUUCAU
This is a messenger RNA of Aureobasidium pullulans EXF-150, 2099 nucleotides long. Its product is annotated as inorganic phosphate transporter. The transcript is spliced from 9 exons. The coding region runs from base 357 to 2051 and encodes 564 amino acids. Gene Ontology annotation, molecular function: transmembrane transporter activity. The record is from RefSeq and is a predicted model, not a curated record. Gene Ontology annotation, biological process: transmembrane transport. Gene Ontology annotation, cellular component: membrane. Lineage: Eukaryota; Fungi; Ascomycota; Dothideomycetes; Dothideales; Saccotheciaceae.